Molecule: messenger RNA, 1725 nt
Organism: Aspergillus chevalieri
Lineage: Eukaryota; Fungi; Ascomycota; Eurotiomycetes; Eurotiales; Aspergillaceae
Product: Zn(II)2Cys6 transcription factor domain-containing protein
Exons: 2
Coding region: 1-1725 (574 amino acids)
Biological process (GO): regulation of DNA-templated transcription
Molecular function (GO): DNA-binding transcription factor activity, RNA polymerase II-specific; zinc ion binding
Source: RefSeq, a predicted model, not a curated record
AUGUACAAGCCUGCCCCCCCAAGGCCAAAGAAAACGGACAUUGUCCGGUCACGCACGGGAUGUAAAAGUUGCCGCGAAAGAAAGACUAAGUGCGAUGAGCAGAAGCCAACAUGUGGGACCUGCAUCAGACUGGGAAAGGCCUGCGAGCGGCUGCAACCUGACUUCAAGUUUCGCGUGGUAAAUAGGCCGGGGUCUUCGAAAGGUGCUAUCUCAAAGAAGGCAUCACGACUUGAGUUGAAAAGACAAUCUUCUCCGGAAAAGCACGUCCCCGACGAGGCCGGUCUCAAUGACCUUGGAUUAGCACGACUUGACCUUAUCAAAUCGUUACAGCAUACGGAGAGAGAUGUCUUCUACUCCACAUAUUGGGAAGAUAUUUGCCUUCCGGCAUUACACCCGAUUUUUCAUUUAGCCUCCCACUUAGCCAGAAAUAAUCGAAUGUUAAACGAUGCUAUUCUGGCUCUGUCAGCAUGCAACCUGAGCCGUAUAAAAGCCGAGCAGAGAAAUACGCCUCGGAUGAACCAGUCUAGCCUCAGUCCAAGUCUAAUACACCAGACCAGAAGCUAUUGGUACUACUCAUCAGCCAUCCGAGCAUUCGCAUCAUUGCAAGAAGUCGACUAUCGAUAUAACGCGACGGUAGUUCUAACGGUUCUCGCUGUAUUUGCACAUCUCGAGUCCUCCAUGGGCAAUUUCGAAGGAUUCUAUUGUCAUUUCAAGGGCUUAUCAGCGUUUCUUAUGGAUCUUGAAGAGAUAGCAGGAGACCCGGUUGUGAAAAGUCUUCUCACGUCAUGGAUGCAGAUACGGUUCGUGGUCUGGUGGGCUCGUGCAUAUUUCUGCUCGUUGGAUGUACUGCGGCGGUUACCGCCGGUUCCAUUACCGAAACUGCUCGAAGGGAGCUUUGUGAACUCGCUUUACGAGAGACGGGUUGUUGUCCUGAGUAUUAUGUGCGAAUCUCAUAGACUCAACUACAAUGCGGCGUUGAAGCAUUGGAGUUCUCGAAAGGAGUCCAAUGACUGGGAAAAGCGCGGACAGUACACGAUUCAUGAUGGUAAUGAUCGAUUUAACUAUUAUAUACUGCUGGCCGAGGAAGCCAGGAAGCUGGAUGAGUGGCUCUUGCAUCUCUCACCGUCAGAGCAACCUCUAUCAAUCGAUCACAACAUUGACGACACGCCAAUCUAUUUCCAGUCACACGACGCCGCCCUCAACUAUGCAUAUUACGCACUCGCGCGAAUUAUGCAAUGCACCGAUUCUAUACGCCAUCUCAGCAACAAAAUGGACCCAUAUUCCCCCGAACGCAGUUUCGAAGAAGGACCCUGGAUCCGGCUACUUCUCCGCAUCACCAAAGGAAUGAACCUUCGUAUCUCCGCCUCCAGAAACAGCUACACAAUAGGAUUCUCAGGCCUACUCCUUGCCGCCCUCCUCCGAUGUCAAGACCUCGUUCUAAGUCUGGAAAUCCAGAACUGGCUACAGAAUCUUGAGAGUGUGCAGCCUACAGAGGAAGGCGCCUUUCCAGUCUACCAGGCUUUGGGUGUGGCUAAGGCUAUUAAUCGCCAGAAAAUGAUGGGAAGGGAUAUGUUUGGAGUCACACAGCCCGUGGACGAUCAUGGGGGAACACCCAAGGUCACUGCUUACAAUAGUCAGUCCAUAAGUACCGUGUUACUCCAUGGAAGGUGUCGGGUGUCGGGAGAACUUUUUACGGAGUGCGUCUCGAUUGAUUUGCAUGGUUAG